AUGCUUUACCUGCAACUUCUCUGCGGCGGUUUGCUAGCCGCCACCAUUCAAGUUCAAGCUGCAGUGAAAAUCUCCGGCUCGGCUCUCGACAAGGGUGAUUACGUUACCUGCGAGGUGAAACCGCACGCUGACGAGGAUGUCUCGGCCGUCCUGGAGUACUUCUAUGCCGGAGAAUUCAUUGAGAAUUCAAUCGACUUUGCUUUCGACGAUGAAAUGGUCUGCGGGGACGAAAAUUCCGUCAACGCCGAGCUGAUCUGCCAUGACUUGAAUGGAAAAGCGACUUGCAUUACAACGAAGAAGCAGAGCUACUUCUUUCUGCAGGCUCUCAGCAUGGAAUCCAUGCAGCUCAAAGACCUCGAGCGCCGAGCCAUCGAUCACACCUUGGACGAAAGGGCCGACAGAAACUUAUGCAUCGGUGCGAACAAUCGAUGCAAGAAUCAAUAUCAGCUGGACAGUGGCAGCCUGUUUGGAAAUUGCCCCAGCGACUUCAAGCAGGAAGAGUUCGAGAUUGGAGGAUAUGCCGGCCGUGCUGUGUAUUGCACCAAAGACUGUACUCCUGCGGAGGCAAAAGUAUGCUMCAACCAGGCCUGCUCCAACGACGAGCAGACCUGUGAAGAGAUCGGCAACAAGAAACAGUGUGUCAAAGCUCUUUAUGACUGCCAUGGAGUUUCGCCGAUCAAGAUGGAUGAAUCGAUUUGCAACUUAAAAAGUCUGCAUGCCUUUGGAAAGUUUUGCCAAGACAACAGUUUGACUGGAAUUACUUACAAGGAUGGCAAGUGCGCUUUCAUCGAAGAGGACUAUCGGAGAUUUCUGAAAUCUGCCCAGCGAGUUUUCUUGGUCGAGAUCUUCACGAGUCCAAACAAGGGAGGACUUUUCUGA
Ramularia collo-cygni is the source of this 879-nucleotide messenger RNA. RefSeq lists its product as uncharacterized. Lineage: Eukaryota; Fungi; Ascomycota; Dothideomycetes; Mycosphaerellales; Mycosphaerellaceae. The transcript is spliced from 2 exons. The record is from RefSeq and is a predicted model, not a curated record. The coding region runs from base 1 to 879 and encodes 292 amino acids.